Ciona intestinalis (vase tunicate) is the source of this 907-nucleotide messenger RNA. The record is from RefSeq and is a predicted model, not a curated record. Lineage: Eukaryota; Metazoa; Chordata; Ascidiacea; Phlebobranchia; Cionidae.
GAGGUGCAUGUUAUAAUGUUAUAACGAUGGUUGUUACACCGCCACGCAAAGAUAAAAAAGUUACAUAUAACAUAUUCAUUCAACUCUUAGAAUUACUGAUGCCACGAUCGUGCCAGGAUGUCUCAACAAGGAAACCGAACUGGUCGAAAGGCGGAGUUUACACCAUAUACCCUAAUCCUGGUUCACAAGUUGGCGUUCAAGUUUAUUGCGAUUUAGUAACUGAUGGCGGUGGUUGGGUGGUAUUUCAAAGACGUAAAGACGGCUCAGAAAACUUUUUUAGGGGUUGGGACGAUUAUGUUUCCGGUUUCGGGGGUUUGGAAGGCGAAUUUUGGCUUGGCUUGAAUGUGAUCCACAAUUUGACAGCUAAUAAUGAAUACGAGAUGAGAGUCGACUUGGAAGAUUUUGACGGCAAUAAAAGUCAUGCAGUUUACAGCAACUUCGUUGUGUCGGGGGCGCCUCUGUAUGCACUUGGUGUAUCCGGUUACAGUGGUAAUGCAGGUGCGGCCAUGAGAUCGGGGAAUUUUUCGACAAAGGAUCGCGACCAGGAUGCCUAUCCAGGUAGUUGCGCAGAGAGGUUCAAGGGUGGAUGGUGGUACACCGCAUGUCAUUCCGCUAACUUAAACGGCCUCUACCUGACUGGACAACAUGCUUCGUAUGCAAAUGGGGUAAACUGGGAACCGUGGCGAGGCUACUAUUACUCUUUGAAGAUUUCAGAGAUGAAGUUACGAAGAAAGUGACAAUCUGUACACUUUAUGUAGCACGUAAUCUUGUACAUUGCUCCAAUAGAAAAAAAGACCAACUCCCAAAAUAACUAUCACUUCCAAAGUUUCCUAUUUGGUAACUCGUAAGCGAGCACAGGGUGAAUGAAAUAGAACACGCGUGUUAUUUGCCCCACCACAUGAAAAUA